UGUUAUGCAAUAGCCACUAUUUUAUUAUAUUUUUUAUAGCUGUACGCGUAUCGAUAGCUGUUACAAAAUCGCACCUCAGACAAAACACAGAUGGAAACGAAAUUGAAAACGAGGAGCCAGACGUGCCUUUACAGGAUGCUAAUGAUGACGACCACCCACCGGAAAAAAGCAAGAAGUUCCAAAAGCUUAGUAAUUGCUGGCCAAACUUUAAUGUCAAAAAAUACUUCGAUAUCUUAGAUGAGCUCGAUGAAAAAUAUUCGCGAGUCCGUGAAAAUUACCAAGAAGCUGUGGGCAUUGAAAAUUUUGAUGCUGAAAUGCUUGCAAUGAUGCUAAAAUCUGGGGGAGUGGCAGAGCGUUCGGCCAACAAAGCUGGCGGAAAUCGAGGCCUUAUACCUGCUGGAAUUAAUCUUGGUGGAUUUUGUAUGAUGCGAAUGCCCAAUACUAUCUUAUUCUUCCAUCGCAUGAAAUUACGCAAUGACACACAGUUCAGGAUACAAUACCUUCACAAUGACCUAGAGAACAUGGUGCUACGAGCUCGUAUAUCUCUAAACGACUUACAUCUUAUUGGUUCAUACGACCGAACUAUUACUGAUAAAAAUCCUUCUGAUCUCUUCUACGUACCCACCUUCGGACAAGCAGAAUUUAUGCUGAAGAACGUAAGAUAUAUUAUGGAAGGUCGAUAUAGACUUCUGUCAAAUCGUCUCAAUUUAGUGCUGACCAUAUCAGAAAUUCAAAUGGAUGAUAUAUUAAUGGAGUAUCAGGGCAAUGUAUCAUCACCUCCCAUCCGAUUGGAUAAACGAAAUAUCGAUACUUUUAUGGAUAGAUUGAAAAUAGAUUUGAAUCAAUGGCUAAAGGAUUACUUCAAUGAUUACCUUAUGUAUUUCGGCCUCUCUGGUAGGAGGAUGAAUCCGGAAUUCCAGAAAUAUGACAAAGAAAAAAGUAUUGCAUUGAAUGAUUUCACAGACAACGCCAUAAAUGUAAUAAUACGAAAACUGCACCAGGUCAAGGCUGGGUCAGUAAGACUACCGAAGUUUACAAUUUAUGCUAUCAAUGGAAUGCAACUUCACUUAAGGGAUGGUGUAAUACGUGGCUUAGAUAGCAUUUAUAGACGUUCCAUAGCAACUGGAGUUAGACAAAACGAUAUUCGUAAAAUCGAUGCAUUCGUUGGAUUUAGUAAUUUAAAGGUGACAUAUUCUUACGAUGCCACUGUAUCUAUGGGUGCAGCUCCUCUAAGUGGAACCCUGACAUUAUCUGCAAAUGACCUUGUAGCUCAUAUAUCGUUGUCUAUGGUCAAAGAUCCUGAAUCUGUAGACCUCGAGUUUGAAUACAUACAACAAGCAGCACCGGAAUCUCUGACCAUAGAAGGACCAGCAAACAGAAUGAUAUCACAUUUCAAAUUUUUACUUGAAAGGCACAUAAUUGCUAUCAUGAGCAACACUUUGAUUCAUAAUAUUAAAAUGCUUAGCACUUUAUCACGGUGUGUUCCCAUAUUGGUACCUAAGGCCGAUGAAGCUGCUACGAUCGAAAGUGAUGAAUAUAACGAUGAUAAUCAUAAAUUGAUCGAACACGAUAAGUCUUUUGAUCAAGUUGUAGAUACUAAAUCUAAUGAAAAAUUGGCUAAGAAACACAGUAAUACAAAUAUGAAUGCUGAUUACGUUCUUUGGAAAAAAGAUAGUGUCGAACUUGAGUUCCCGCCAAAACGUGGUUCAAAGAAGAAACAAAAGAUGUUCCUGAAAUAUAAUGAAAAAUUUGCUCUUGGAAAGAUAAAUUAAAUAAAUGGAAACCUCAUACAAAAAUUAUUGCAGCUACAUAUUUAUUUUUCUUUAUUAUAAGUGCUUCGGUAUGUACUUACCUAGGUAAAAAUUGUUUAAGAAAUAUUUAAAUCUGUAACCCGAUUCAAAUUGGAAAUCACACAGAUAUGUAAACUAAACAAGUUAUUAAUAAAUUAAGCAUAAUAAGAACACAAUAUUUCAAAAAAUAAACU
Molecule: messenger RNA, 1984 nt
Organism: Colias croceus (clouded yellow)
Lineage: Eukaryota; Metazoa; Arthropoda; Insecta; Lepidoptera; Pieridae
Exons: 13
Coding region: 315-1772 (485 amino acids)
Source: RefSeq, a predicted model, not a curated record